Messenger RNA from Hemisphaericaspora subhashii, 453 nucleotides. RefSeq names its product ribosome biosynthesis protein. The transcript has a single exon. Lineage: Eukaryota; Fungi; Ascomycota; Pichiomycetes; Serinales; Debaryomycetaceae. The coding region runs from base 1 to 453 and encodes 150 amino acids. The record is from RefSeq and is a predicted model, not a curated record.
AUGAGUGACAUAAAUAUCGACACUGAUGAGAUUCUUAAUAUAGAACAACGUUAUUAUCAACAAGGAUAUGAUGAUGGUGUAGCACAAUCAACAAAAGAACAAUUAAUAGAAGGAGAAGAAUAUGGUUAUCAAACUGGUUUCCAAAGAUUUCUAAUAAUUGGUUAUAUUCAAGGAUUGGUAGAAUAUUGGCAGAAAAAUAUUGAGAAAUAUGCUAAUAAUAAAUCCUUUGAAUCUCAUUUACAACAAUUGAAGGACUUAGUAGUGGAUAUACCGAUUAUUAAUGGAGAUGAAGAAGUUGCUGAAUUUGAGAAGAGGGUGAAUAAAGCUAGAAACAAAUUAAGAGUAGUUGCUACUUUAGCUAAAGAGUCUUGGAAGAUUAGUCAUUUAGAUGAGUUGAUGAAAGAAGUUGGAGGUCAAUUACAAGUUAGUGAAAAUGUUGAUGAUAUGUGGUGA